This is a messenger RNA of Nicotiana attenuata, 740 nucleotides long. RefSeq lists its product as uncharacterized. The coding region runs from base 198 to 740 and encodes 180 amino acids. The record is from RefSeq and is a predicted model, not a curated record. The transcript is spliced from 2 exons. Lineage: Eukaryota; Viridiplantae; Streptophyta; Magnoliopsida; Solanales; Solanaceae.
GAGAGCUUUGUCCCAUAAUAUUAGGUAACAAUUAUCUUUGCAAAGCCUUCUCAAUUUGACUACACCAUACUUCUCUAUUUUACUACAGUAUAGUGUAUACAAAUACUUUUUUAACAAGCCUCUAUCAUCAACAAAAUUCUGUUCAAUAGACGGCUGUACAACUUGUGACAACUACACCAGUUACGACUGAAUUUAACAUGGAAGAAGAGAAGAAACAAGGCAGAAAAAAUCGAAUGGAUAUACAAAAGCAGAAACAGUCUAAAUUUUCUCCCGAUAACAACGAUAAUAAACAAGGAGAACUUCCAAUUACUACAACUGCGACUUCUCGAAGUCAAGGAAUGGGACAACGUAGAAGGGUAUGUCGUCGCAGCAUUUAUUCGUAUAAUGAUUCUGACUCUAAGGCUGAAGUCAUUAGGAGUCUCCCAAGGCCAAUACAAAAUAAGUUAAGGGAUCGAAAGGUUGUACGAAGGGAAAGAGAAAAGAAAUUUAGAGAGCUUAGGGCUUCACUAGCUAAAUAUAUUGAAAAUUAUAAGUUUACCCGAGAUGCACUAAUUGAUGCUAUUGACCAAAAUAAACUAUCUGAUUGGAAAGCCUUAGCAAUAUUAGUAGAUUCACUUGGACAACCUUUAGGUAGUAUUUUAACUGAUGUUUAUCACGAGGUUUGGCCAAGUGAACCUUUUUGGGUUUAUGUUCUUAAAUUUGAAGCUGAAUGGGAGAACCGUUUGUACAACUAUUUGUAA